This is a messenger RNA of Medicago truncatula (barrel medic), 3471 nucleotides long. RefSeq lists its product as uncharacterized. NCBI's taxonomy places the organism in Eukaryota, Viridiplantae, Streptophyta, Magnoliopsida, Fabales, Fabaceae. Gene Ontology annotation, biological process: negative regulation of DNA-templated transcription. Bases 413 to 3073 code for a protein of 886 amino acids. The record is from RefSeq and is a predicted model, not a curated record. The transcript is spliced from 10 exons. Gene Ontology annotation, cellular component: nucleus. Gene Ontology annotation, molecular function: RNA binding; metal ion binding.
UAUCAACAAAUUCUUCAAAUGACUACCAACAAAUAGAACCACCAAUAAGUUAUGGAGUGAUUGAUUAUGUGAUUGGAGGAAGUGGAAAAUAACAAUGAUGAAAGUGAUAACAAUAUCAUCUUGCUUGUUGAUCUUUAUUAAAUGCAGUCUAUCUUUACAUGUUAUAACAAUGGAGAAAAGUGAAAACGAUUAAUUUUUAAGUUCUUAUGCAUUAUAUAUGAUUAUAUAAAUAAUUUUAACAAAAUAUGCGUAAAGUUGCGACCAUUAUUUAUAUAUCGCAACGUCCAUUGCCGUCUUCUCUCCUCUUCUCACAUUUGUCACUCACUCUACCAAUUGAUUGAUGAUUCUCUAAUUUCUCAUUUCUCAUUCCUUCUCCAAAUUGUUUGUUUUAGGGUUUUAGAAUUGAGAAGCAAUGGAGAAAGUAGACACUGAAAUCAUCCCUAUGCCUUUCCCUCCUUACCGUCGAUCUCACUUCCGCAGCCAUACUUACACCACCCUUCUCCGUAUUCUUUCCCACCUUUCUUCUUCCACCGUUCCUGAUAAUGGCAAUGUUGGAAUGGGGCAAGAAAACCAGGAAAAGGAGCCUGAGAACUCCGAGUUAAAAGUUGGUGCUGAUGUCAAGGAUCCCAAGGGUCCAAUACCCUUGAAGGAAAUACAUGAUGUUCAUGAGACCAUUGAAAGUGUUGGAGACAAGGGUAAGGAUUUGAGUGCCAAUGCUAUGGUCCUAGAUGAUGCAGCAGCAUUUCUUAUGGGAGGAGAUGAACAAUCUACACAAACAGAUGGUUUUCAUUUGGAACAAACGAUAAUGGACGAGUUGGAGCUUGUUGUAAAAGGGGAUGAAGAUCCUGUUUGUGAUGAUAGUUUAAUCCCCUUGAACUGCGAGAAACAGAAUAGCGGUAGUGAAGUUGAUUUGAUGGAUUACCGAGUAGAACAUGUUGAACAUCUGCGUUCUGGUACAAAUACGUCUGAAAGUGUAAGUGAGGUGCAGUCGCAAGUACAAGGGGAGCUUAAUCAACUUGACGUGGAAGGCUUUAAUGUGUCCGAGUCAACAAAGGGACAAGCUUCCGAUUCCGUAAUUAGUAGUACAUCAAGCAUACAGAUUGAAAGACAACAGAAGGAAACAGAAUUGGUAACGCUGGUUUGUCCUCUAGCGGGAUCUAUUCCUACUAUUCAAGAGGGUGAAUUUGAGAAGGAAGAACAGUAUGGUCAUAAGGUUGAUGAAGCAACUCAUAGUUCUUUAGAUCUUGAUACAAAUACUGAAGCAUUGAAUAUGACAGAAGAUGGUGGAUUGCUAGACUCUACAAUUUUGAAAGAUAAAUGUGAAACACAAAAUGAAGAGAAAUCAGAGAAGUUAAUUUGUGUGAAAAAUACAACAAAUUCUUCCGAUAUUCUGAUCGACGAAGGAGAUCUAGAAGAGGGAGAAAUUUCUGGAGAAAUUUCAAUGGAUGGAAACACAUUUGACGUGUCUUCUGCAGAUGCUAUAGUUUCAGAACAGAUGAAAUUGGAUGAGAUUGAGAAACCCGGGAGUUCAUUUGAAAACAUGACUUCUCCUUUCAAUACGGGUAUCUCCUUUCAAGGCUUUCCAUCUAAUCUCUUUACGGUAAAUGCAAUUCAAGAUACACCAACAUUAACCAAAAAUCAAGUCUUGCGCAAAGGAUUCAUGGAAGAAACCUCUCACGGGAACUCGUCUGUAGUACAGCAGAUUGUUGAUGCCAGCAGAAAUGAACAAAGUGGUCCUGAUCCUAAGAAGAAGAAAAACAAAAAGCAGAUGGUUGAUGCCAGUGGGAGCAAACGUGGUCCUGGUUCUCAGGAGAAGAAAACUAGAAAGAGGAAGAAGUAUCGAAAGAACAAAGCAGAAAAGAACAGAGAGCCAGGUGGUAAAAGGCCAAAGUUUAUUCCAGAACAAAAACCAAAACCUAAACAAUGUCGCCAUUAUAUGAAAGGAAGAUGCCAUGAGGGGGACCAGUGCAAUUUCUCACAUGAUGCUAUUCCUUUAACAAAGUCCGUGCCAUGUGCUCACUAUGCCUGUGGCUCUUGUAUGAAAGGGAAUGAUUGCCCAUAUGAUCAUCAGCUUUCCAAGUAUCCUUGUUCCAAUUUUGUGUCUAAAGGCUCCUGUUAUAGAGGUCGUUGUAUGUUUUCACACCAGGUGCAAACCAGCCAAGAUAUACCUACGCCUACAAAUGCUUGCAAACCAGAGUUGAAGUCUCCUCUUUCGUCAGGAAAUACAAAUUUCAGUACACCACUGAAUAAUCAUGGCACUGGUUCUGUCCAACAAACCAACUCCAAUUCUAAGGGAAUUUAUUCUCACACCAAUGUAGAACAUAAGGUGACAGACGUUUCACAGACAAAGCCUACCUCAGCACCCAAAGGAAUUAGAUUUAUAAAUGUUGCUAACUUAUCACCUACUACACCAAAACAAGACACGGUACAACCAAACAAGGGAAAUCUUGUCCACGGUGGAACAUGUGCAGAUAAAGGUCAAAAUACUGUGGAAAUUUCUAAAAAAAUUCCAGCUGUCAUGCCCAAGGGAGUCAACUUUCUUUCUUUCGGCAAAGGUUCUGUUUGCAGUUUUAAACUUUCUAUUCAAUCCACUGCACAAGAAAUGAUAUUGAAGUUGCCUCAGUCAGUCAAUUUUGGUUUGUCUGAACAUUCAGUUUCACUGCUGAAUAAGGAUGAUCAUGGAAAAGCUAUUGACAUAACUGCACAAAAUUUACCACAAACUGCGCUAUUCUCACAUGAGAUUUCAGACAAAAACCAAUCCAUGGCAGAACGAAUGAAAUCAAGGUUUCUGGAGAAAGAUUCAACCGAUGAUUCUGUGAGGGAUCACAGCCAUUGUAAAUCAGCUCAAGAGGUAAAUAAGGCAUCUGAUAAUUCUCAGGCUUCAACUGUGACCUCAGCUACGCUUCUUGCUAGUCCCUUUGUUUCACUUCAAUCUUCAGAAGGCCUGGUAUCUGGAUGUCCUAAACAAGCAUCAAACAUAGGCCAAAGGGCACUCAUUUCGACUUUAGCUUUUGCGGCGGAGCAUGAAUCAAAUAUUAAGAUGAAAUGCCCUACUGGUGCUUCACCUGUAUGAUCAGAGGAAAAUAAGUAAAACAAUUGCAGCUUGGAGUUCAAAAAGAAUAGCAUUGCUAAAAUUGUUUUCAAUCCAUGAAGCUCUUGGUGAUUUGAAUCAAGGCACUUCCUAGCUUAUUGGAUGAUAACCAGGUAAUGCACUCAUGCUGUUCUUUAUCACAACAGAUUUGCAAAGGUAACUUUGAGCAAAUUGGCUGUCUUUUAAGAUUUUGCACGAAAAGCUGCUUAAACCAGUUGUUUGAUCUUAGUUUCUUAUAAUUCUGCAGGUGUAUAUAUUUUGUAUUUAACAGUAGUACUAGAAACUUCUAAUUUCUGAAUAUUUUUUGGGAGAAAUUCUGAAGAAAAAAAUGAUUGGAGCAAUAUAUGGCUGAAUGAUCUUAUUACAAUUUUUUUUUCCCA